Heterostelium album PN500 is the source of this 834-nucleotide messenger RNA. RefSeq lists its product as uncharacterized. The transcript is spliced from 2 exons. Bases 1 to 834 code for a protein of 277 amino acids. Lineage: Eukaryota; Evosea; Eumycetozoa; Acytosteliales; Acytosteliaceae. The record is from RefSeq and is a predicted model, not a curated record.
AUGGAAACUGUGGAAACUAUGGAUUUAGUAAACAAUAAUUUUAUUAAUGACCAGAAUAUUAAAAAAAGUCUGGAACUUGCAAAUGAAAAUAAUAUUGGAGGAGGUGAUGCUGACAAUACUCAAUUGUUGGAAUCGGUCCAAACCAAUGAAAAUCAAACUACUCCUACAAAUGAAGAGGAAGACCAAAAGCCAACAACUCAUGAUGUCGAUGACAUCAAUGAAAUCCAAUCGCUCACCAAAGAGGAACUGAUAGAAUCCUGGGAGCCAAAUCAAGACGAACAAUACCUAAACAUCGACAGUGAGAACGUCGUCGACCGUAAGAGAAUGCGUGCACUACUCGACCAGAUGCGUUUGAUGGAGAAGGGAAUAUUCGAUCGUGAUGCCAAAGUCAAGGAACUCGAGAAACUCGUGGAACAACUGACGCUCGCCCAGAUUGGACGUCCUUCCGACAAUCACGCCGGCGUCAACGGCUAUCCCGAUGAAGCAUCAUCGACAUUCCAACACCACCAGACACCACCACCAUCGUCACACUCACACAGUCGUCCAUCGACACCAAGAAGAGCCAUUCCCAAAUUCAUCAAACGACUCUCAGAGUACUCUCUCAGUUUCAAAUCCAACCGAAAUCUACUGAAUGACGAAGAGGAUUCGAUCGAUGUCAACGUCAAUGAUAGAUCACACCAUCAACAUCAAAACACACCAAGAUCGAGACCUUCCACUCCAUCAAGAGCAUCGCCAUCGUUUUGGUCCAGAAGUACCUCUAUGUUAUCAUUACUUAAAUGGUCAUCGGAUGACGCAAGCAGCACAACCACUGAAUCAACAGUAAAGAAUUUAUAA